UGUAAUAACCCGAAUUUCACUGAUUUAACCCGACUAUUACACCCGCGAGGUUUUCAUUAAAACCUUUGUAAAACCCUUCUAUUUUCAGGUUUUGGCCCGUUACAGGUAACAAAACGGUGACGUUUUUCUCGUCUUUCUGUCCUGAUAAUGAUGAAACCGUUGUUCUCUAAGCUUUAAUCAUUCAACGGCGGCUCAGCCUCUCAGUUCUUCUUACUGGCGGCCGCAACUUCAAAGGCUCUUUCAUUACGGCUUCUCUGGUGUUUCUGGGAAAAAAUUGAAGCAAAUUAGAAUUCAGAAAUACGUUUUUUAUCCUUCACGACUGUCUGGUAUCGUUGUUUGCAGAACAUGCCUUCGAUGGCUACACAAAAUUUUCGUACUAGCAAUGGUAAUUUCCAAAAUGAGGCCAAAUUUGACCCCACGAGGCGGCAGAAGAUAAAGGAACAGAGAAAAUCGCUACCAAUAGCUGCAGUUGAAAAACGCCUUGUGGAAGAGGUUAAAAACAAUGACACACUGAUAAUUGUAGGUGAGACUGGGAGUGGCAAAACAACACAAUUACCUCAAUAUCUCUAUUAUGGUGGAUUCUGCCGUGAGGGUGGGGUCAUUGGGAUAACUCAACCUAGACGUGUUGCUGCUGUAUCUGUUGCAAAGCGAGUUGCUGAGGAAUGUGGUGUUGCUGUGGGUCAAAAGGUUGGUUAUGCUAUUCGUUUUGAAGAUGUGACCUCUUCCUCAACAAUGAUAAAGUAUAUGACAGAUGGAUUACUACUGAGGGAAGCAUUACUGGACCCAUAUCUCUCUAAGUAUUCAGUUAUUAUAGUUGAUGAGGCUCAUGAGAGAACUGUUCACACGGAUGUGUUGCUCGGUCUGUUGAAGAGUGUGAAGGAAAAGAGAUCCAAAUUUGCCAAUAAAGCUUUAAACAUCAAUAAUGCAAACUCGCUAAAGAAUGGGUUGCAAGAGGUCGCUGAGCAUGAUGGUCCCGGUUCUACAUUCUUAAAGCCAUGCCACGGCAAAAGGCUAUCUCCAUUAAAGUUAAUAAUUAUGUCUGCCAGUCUGGAUGCACGAGGAUUUUCUGAGUAUUUUGGUGGUGCAAGAGCUGUUCAUAUUCAAGGCCGUCAAUAUCCAGUCGAUUUAUUAUACACACUUCAACCUGAGACAGAUUAUGUUGAUGCAGCUUUGAUUACUAUAUUUCAGAUCCAUUUGGAAGAAAGGGAUGGUGAUAUACUUGUCUUUCUGACUGGGCAAGAAGAGAUUGAAUCUGUUGAGAGACUAAUUCAUGAGCGCCUUCGGCAAUUACCUGAAGGAAAUCGGAAGCUUUUGACAUGUCCAAUAUUUUCAUCUCUUCCAUCAGAAAAACAAAACAAAGUGUUUAGGCUUGCACCUCCUGGGGUGCGAAAGGUAAUAUUGGCAACUAAUAUUGCUGAGACAUCAGUAACUAUACCUGGGAUAAGGUAUGUUAUCGAUCCUGGAGUUGUGAAAGCACGUACAUAUGAUCCAGAUACAGGGAUCGAAUCUUUGGAUAUAGUGAAGACCUCAAAAGCACAGGCUCUUCAGAGGAGUGGACGUGCAGGUCGUGAAGCACCUGGGAAAUGCUAUCGGCUCUAUCCAGAAUCCGAAUUUGGUAAAUUUGAAGAUUCUACAACUCCAGAAAUCAAAAGAUGUGACCUUUCAAAUGUUAUUUUGGUGCUGAAGGCUCUGGGAAUAGAUGAUAUUGCAGGGUUUGACUUCAUAGACAAACCAAACAGGAUCUCUAUCAUCAGAUCAUUGGAGUCAUUGUUUUUGUUGGGUGCAUUGGCAGAAGAUGGUAAACUUACUGACCCAAUAGGACAACAAAUGGCCAAGCUGCCCCUUGAACCUGUGUUUUCCAAGGCUUUGAUUCUUGCAAGUCAAUUCAAUUGCUUAGAAGAAAUGUUGAUAGUUAUUGCAAUGCUUUCAGUGGAGUCUAUAUUUUAUGCUCCACGGGAAAAGUUGGAAGAGUCGCGGACAGCAUUGAAAUGCUUCUCAAGUCCAGAGGGAGAUCAUCUGACUUUGAUCAAUGUAUAUCGAGCUUCAGUUGAAUUCUUAGAAAAGAGCAGGUUGACUAACAAUAAUGAGAAAGCUGAGAAGAAUUUAAGAACAUGGUGCAAAGAAAAUUUCAUCAACAGUCGCUCCUUAAGCCAUGCACGUGAUGUUCACAGGUAGACCUUUCUUCUUUUCCAGAUAUUGGAAGAACAGUUUGUUGGUUGUGCUUUUGAAAUGUUUUAGUUUCUUCCGAAAUCGAUAGCCUGUCUUUAGUUUUUGUCAUUUUCAAGCUUCGAGCAAUUUCACCUUCAAUUUCAAAUCUUGCAAUGACAAAUGUUCACUAUCAGUCAAAUAAAGAGAAAUGUGGAACAAAUGGGCCUCAAAAUCACUUCAUGUGGAGAUGAUAUGCUAGUGUUUCGCCGCUGCCUUGCUGCUUCAUUUUUUCUCAAUGCAGCUUUGAAGCAGCCUGAUGGUGCCUACAGGUAGAGAUCGAUCCUUGCCUUAGCUUUCUCAGACUAUCCUGUAGUCUUUUUUCCUUUCUCUGGAUCACACAUGUAGCCGCGUUGAAAUCAACCACCUUUGCCAGCUUUCGGCCCUUCUCCUUCCUGUAGCAUACUAACAAGUCCUCUAAUUUCCUUUAUGUUUGGGCAGGAUUCUAUCAAGUGAUCUUACGGUGCAGAUCCACCCUUCUUCAGUGUUGUUCCGGAGUAAACCUGAGUGCAUCAUCUUUGAUAGAUUAGUUAGGACCAACAAUAGCUACAUUCGCAAUAUUUGUAGAGUCGAUUACUUGUGGUUACCUGAGUUGGCUCCACAAUGUUAUGGCUUGUCCGAAUAGAACAACAUUUUAAAUGAUUUUCAAAUCAUACAGUUCUAUUAUUUUUAUUUUUAUUUUAUAUAUAUAUAUAUUUUGUGCCUUUGGCAGUUAUAAAAUGCCUUCUUUUACUGCUG
Molecule: messenger RNA, 2943 nt
Organism: Oldenlandia corymbosa var. corymbosa
Lineage: Eukaryota; Viridiplantae; Streptophyta; Magnoliopsida; Gentianales; Rubiaceae
Source: the annotation of a GenBank genome assembly